AUGUCUUCCACGCUGGCACACGAGAUUCCAGUGAACGUGCGUUGUCAUUGUGGGCAUGUUGCCUUCAAUCUCAAAGUCCCGAAGGAGAUGUUUCCGCUCAAAUCAAGCCUCUGCCAUUGCAGAUCCUGCCGUCAUGCUACGGGACAACUAUUCGCAACAUUCGCAGUCAUACCCACCGCCAUACCGAGCGAGAUCCACCAAGACAAUUCUGAUAGUCUAGCAGUGUAUCGAUCUUCUUCCACGAUAUUGAGAUUCUUUUGCAAGAACUGCGGAGCAAGUAUUGCCAACUUUGACUCUGCCGGUGACGGGGAAUGCGAGCUUGCGACCGGAUGUCUCGACUUCCCAGGUGAGAUAUCUGGUCAUGAAUACAAGCUCAACAGGGUCCAACUCUGGGUCGAGGAUGUUAAAGGUGAUGGGGGUGCGGCCGGAUGGAUCAAUGCAGGAAAAUUGGCUGGUAUGGAUCGACACUGGAGAGGGAGAGAUUCUCCGAUGGUCAGUGAUGCCAAUAUUGAGGGUAUCCUUGCAGGUGAACACGGAGAGCAGCCAAUUAGAUCGUCAGGUGAGUCUGAACACCGUGGGCGAGACGAUGAGCUGAAUUUCCGUUGUCACUGUGAUAUCGUCUCCUUAAACAUAAGCAGACCUGAUGAGCAGUACAACCAAGCCACGGGGAAGUUUGAGAGUGGCCUUGACGCGUGCACAUCCUGCCGGUUGGUGACUGGCUUUGAGAUCACAGGCUGGGCCAGGGUUCCCCAGGAGUUGAUCAAUACUCCAGCACCAAGUUUCAAUGCCUACCUCGCGGACAGGUCGAGGCUGAAACACUAUAAGACGUCUGCAGACGUGAGUCGGUAUUUUUGUGGGACUUGCGGCGCAACGGUCUUCUAUCAAAAGCACGGACUAGACACGAUUGACAUUGGCAUUGGGCUACUCGACCCACCAAAUCCCGAAGAUGCUAGGGCCGAGGACUGGCUCGUUUGGCAGAAGUAUCCUACGGGCAUGAGCUAUCCUGAAAAUGCCAUCGACCAAAAGUUUGUCAAGGAUCUCGCAGAUGGACUGAGAUCUCACAAAGGCGCAGGAGAUGUGUAG
Molecule: messenger RNA, 1083 nt
Organism: Exophiala aquamarina CBS 119918
Lineage: Eukaryota; Fungi; Ascomycota; Eurotiomycetes; Chaetothyriales; Herpotrichiellaceae
Exons: 1
Coding region: 1-1083 (360 amino acids)
Molecular function (GO): carbon-sulfur lyase activity
Source: RefSeq, a predicted model, not a curated record